UGCACAUCUACGGGCUGAAAAGAAGUGCGCCAUUGUAACAUUUCAAUAUCCUGUUUUUACUACUCCAUCUCCUGCUGUAUCAUUUGAAGAUAAAGACACGCAAUGCUGACUAAUUACAUACCGAGGGGAGACACAGCCUGCCCCGUCUGUUGUCCAUGCAGUGUAAAACAGCAGCCACGACUAUCCAUCAAUCUUUUUUUUUUUUUUUCCACCAUGUGGGCCACUUGCGCGUCACUGAGUGCGCACGGAGACCUGCCUGAGAGGAGAGGCUGAACGCUCACACCCACAUUCAACAGGCGCUGAGGAUACUUGUUCCAUGCACAGAUUCAGCUUGUGUUUGACUGUGUUUUUUUUUUGUUAUUGUGGUGUGAUUGUAGGAUUAACCUGCAGAAAUCUGUAAAGUAAAUGCGUCUUGAGGAAUGGUGUUGUGUUUAAGUCGCGCGCGCGCUAUGGUGCAUAACACGCACAUCCUCUCCUAUAAUUACAGCUUUGUUGCUCAGUAGAUAGACCCGAUUCGUUAAAACUGCCAAACAUCUUUUCACAUUUUGGGAGAUAAGGAGAAGAGGAUGGCAGCUCCACAUAACGGAUCCAACAUAACGGGAAACUACACCAACCAGUUUGUGCAGCCGCCGUGGCGCGUGGCUCUCUGGUCCGUCGCCUACAGCGUGGUGCUGGCUGUGGCGGUGUUUGGCAACCUCAUCGUGAUAUGGAUCAUCCUCGCUCAUAAGCGCAUGAGGACUGUGACGAACUUCUUCCUCCUGAACCUGGCGUUUUCGGACGCGUCCAUGGCGGCGUUUAAUACUUUGAUAAACUUUAUCUACGCUACACAUGGGGAGUGGUACUUCGGGGAGGCGUACUGCAAAUUCCACAACUUCUUCCCCGUGACAUCGGUGUUUGCGAGCAUCUACUCCAUGACUGCGAUAGCUGUGGACAGGUACAUGGCCAUCAUCCAUCCCCUGAAGCCUCGUCUGUCGGCGAAGGCCACCACAGGAGUCAUCGUGUGUAUCUGGAGUCUGGCCGUGGUUCUGGCCUUCCCUCUCUGCUACUUCUCCACCAUCCGAACGCUGAAACACAGGACCCUCUGCUACGUGGCCUGGCCCCGCAUGGCAGACGACUCUUUCAUGUAUCAUAUCAUAGUGACCGUUCUCGUCUAUGUGCUGCCCCUAGUGGUGAUGGGCAUCACUUACACCAUCGUGGGGGUGACUCUGUGGGGAGGGGAGAUCCCAGGAGACUCAUCCGAUAACUAUCAUGGACAGCUCCGGGCUAAACGGAAGGUGGUGAAGAUGAUGAUCAUCGUGGUGGUGACCUUUGCCCUCUGCUGGCUGCCUUAUCACGUUUACUUCAUCGUGACGGGUCUGAGCAAGUGGAAGUACAUCCAGCAGGUUUACCUGUCAGUGCUGUGGCUGGCCAUGAGCUCCACCAUGUACAACCCCAUCAUCUACUGCUGCCUCAACAGCAGGUUUCGUGCGGGCUUCAAGCGAGCGUUCCGUUGGUGCCCGUUCAUCAAGGUGUCCAGCCAUGACGAGUUGGAACUUCGCUCCACGCGGCUGCACCCGACACGCCAGAGCAGCAUGUAUACACUGUCGCGGAUGGAUACCACCGUGAUGGUGGUUUACGAUCCCGUCGAGGGUAAUGGCAGUGCUGAUGGCGGCUCUUCCAGGAAGCACUCUCAGUCAUCCAGGAAGAUAAGUUACGUCACGUCUCGCCACAGCGAGAUCACCGGGAGCAACGGCAGCAGCGCAAAAAUGCAAAACGGAGAGGCUCCAAGCGCUCAAUCAGAAGAGUUCUCCUGAAGGGCGACCCCAUUGACUUUCACUCAUGCAUAUAUGAAAUGUAUUCUCAUGCAUAAUCCUGUGUACAUACAAACAGUGCAUGUCAUGUGUGCUUAAUUUAGAUUUAGGUGCGUAGUAAUCAGGUGUGUGGCUGCUUUGACAUGCACAGAAUGACCACAUGGAGAAGAGUCACGGAUGGAUUACUGAGCAGGAUUAGUGGGCAGUGGCCCCGGGGGACUGAGAGCAAAUGUUUUAGCAGUUUUCGUCAAAAGUCACUUUGUCAUUUUAUAUUUUUAUGAGGAAUACAGAGUGAAAUACAAAUGUAUUUAAAAUGUACAAUUUGUAAUUUUCCUCACCAUAAUACAUUCGAUAGUACAGACGCAACGAUUUAAUAUAAAAAGUAUUUUGGUGAUUUAUGCUGCGAGUGCCUCGGUAGAUCUUGGGCAUGCAAAUUAUUUUUUUUUGCAAGCAGUGUUAACAUGCAAAUUGAAAACGACAGCAGUGUCUGGAGGAUAGUUGCUUGUAUAUUCUGGAUAGAUUUCUGACUCCUUCGGGAACCCUUCAUCCUUGUGCAUUGGCAACAACUAUGUUUGUUUUGAAUUUGAAAAAGAAUUAAGAUCAACAGGAGAGGAAAUGAUCUGGUGGCUGCAAACUGAAGCUUGAUUUUUGCAAAUUUGAUGAAAUAGUGCUUUUGCUUUAGCCGGUUGCUUUGGUAAACGCUCACAAAGCCACUUUACACCUCCAGCAUGAACAGACUUUAAAAGUACAGUCUCUCUUCUUAUUCAACUAUACAGACCAUGAUCACACAGCGGCCAUGUUCUCAUCCAACACAGCUAAAAUCAGUAAAAUCUAUGUAAGUACUACAUCAGAAGACAGCUAAUAAAACAGUCAAUGUGCUUGUACAAACAUUAAAAUAAACUUGACACUAUUGUUGUACUACACUGAAUUACACAGUAAUAACAGUGGAGCUUGGAGAGCGCUACACAGUUUACAUUUGUUGUAAGAUAAUAAUACAUCCUAAGAGUUUCUCGCCUGGCUUCUAUAAAUGUGAGCUUUAAUAUCCAGAUUUAAUAAAUCCUUUUUAUAUCUUAUCCAUGCUUCUCAAAUGUUUAGCCAGGAAGUUGCUGAAUUCACAUGUUAGCUGUGUUCUCUUGCCAUCUAAAUGGUUAUCAGAUAGGUUGUUUUUUUUAACUUAAACGAUGGCCCUGGGUCCAUACAGAUGUUCAGCAUCCACUGUCUGUGUUGUUGCUAAUCCUUUUGGAAGCUGUGAAAUGAAAAUGCGUCUGUGAAACACAGCACAAAGACAUUAUAGAAACAUUGAAGCUUCCCACACUGAGCGUGACAUCACAGCAACAUGACCACCCUGGGAUUAUGGUCUAUAACUGUAGAGGUUAACAUUAAAAAAAAGACAAGUUGGAAACCACAGCAAAAGCCUUUUGUUGAGAUGUGUGGCUGUCCCCACAGGCCUGUUGCCUCAUAAUUUGUUCAAACUCUGUUGCAGUGAUAAACAACAUACUAGCUGAAGUAGGCUUAUGUUAUAUGAUGAGCUCAACAGCAGUCUGUACAUUCAGCUUUUCCCCUUUUCCAAACAGGGCCAGAGUGCAUUAAUGCAUUACAGUAUACUGUAGCUCUUUUUUUCCCAGCCACAAGCUCUGAUUGAGAUUUAAUUUUAAUACAGUUCCACAGAUUGUGAAAUGAAUCAGAAAAUCUGUUGUUUUUUAAAGCACUCUAUUGUGAGACUAUAGCAGAGAUAAUCAGAAAACACGUAUUUCAUUCUUACGUCAUUUUAAAUGAGCCAGUGUUGACUGUGAACCUUAUAGAGAGGAUGCAACUCUGCAUGUUUUUUUUUCAGUGAUGCGUGUGGCUGCAGAGAGAUGCCAAUUGAAAAGUUGUAGAUUGAACUGUGUUUGGCUGUAUGUUUGUCAGUAAAAGCAAUGAGUUUAGCUUUCUGUUAUGUAACUGUUUAAAGUAACAUGUAUCCUGCUAACUAGCAUUAAGCCAGAGGCAAAAUCCAGUUUACAUUUGUAGCAGGUCAAUAAACAGCCUGCUGGAGAGUGAUGGGGGGGGGAGUCGGUCAGUGUUGCUCAUUUUUCCAUUUUUAACUCAAAGAAAAAAGCUAAACAAAGCUAAACAGUGAAGUGCAGUCAGCUUGUUGUUGUUGUUGUAGUCUUUGUUGUUUCUGUAGUUUCUUCCUACAUUCAAUUUUCUUGUGUGGCAUCUUCUCCCUGCUUGUGUGGACUUCAAGUCUUAAGUGGUCUUAAGUGGUCCCUUUUGACUUAUCAUACAGCAAAACAAGAACAUGAUCACUAAUAAGGAUGUGAAAACAUGCAUGUGCUCAUGAGUGUUAGCAUCACCUCUUACCAUAAGUGUCUUGGAUUUUGUUUCCCCACUUCUCCAAGGAAACACCAAAACAUAAAAAAAAAAAAUCAUAUACAGUAUAUUUUUUUUGUAACAGCAUUUAUAUUGGUUAAGAAAAUGAUGAAAUGUCCAUAGAGAUUCACUGAACUUUGUACGGAAGAAAAUUAAAGAUUCAGUAUAUAUUAAGUGGAGAAGCAACUGCAACCACAGAAGAAGAAAAAAAAAAAAAUGACUGUGUUUAAUUAUUCUCACAAACAACUCUGAAUGUUCAGACUUCAUGAAAGUAUUUACUCAAGAAUGUGAAAAAAAAACACAAGUUGUGUAUUUAGGUGUAUUUGUAAGCUGCUAACUAUAGUCAUGAUGUUGAAGAUGCUUAAAUAAGUGUGUGGUAUUUUUGUUUUCUAAGUGUUUUCUCUGCCUCCGUCUUUGUAUUGUAGGAAUGUACAGUACAGUACAGAAUGUGUGCCUUCAUCUCUUGACAAGUCGUGCCAACAUUGUUUGUUUGGUAUAAAAAACAUUUCUCAUUACUUUAAUAAGUAUGACUCUUGUCUAUGUCUCUUUUCUUAGGAGGAGGCAGAGCUGAGAAAACUGACAGGACUUUGGUUGAAAAUAAUGACAAUAUUAUCAUUUAUGCAAAUCAGUUUUAUGUAAUUAAUGUUGGUUAUUUAAAAAAACAAAUUGGGGUAAUUUAAGAAUAAGAAUAAGAAGGAACUUUGUGUUUCUGGUCAGUGGCUUUACUUUUCUAUGUCAUGUUUCCCAUAAACCCAUCAUGAGGUUGUCAUUGCUCUGCAUUGGUCAGUACUGAUGUAAUUUGCGUAUAAUGUAGCUUUAUAGCAAUGGCCUUUCUUACAGUAUCAUGAGACGUCAUGAAACGUAGCUGUGACUUGUUAUUAAUGCAGAACAACAACUGAGAAAAAGUGGUUUAUUCUCUGUCAAAAAUAAUGAAGUCUGUGAAAUAAUCUGCAACAUCUCAUGAUCUCAAUUGAUAUGUAUUUCUUGAUUAUUUUUGAGGUUCUUGAAGCUUGACAAUGCUUUUUACACCGUGUGUGGGUUUCUGUUGAAAGAAGGUAUUCAUCCUAUACCAGGACUGGGUUGGAGCAGAAUCAGGCUUUAUGCUUAAAAGGGAGAAAAAGCAAACCUUACAAGCGGAAAAACUGAAGGAAAAACAAACCCACUAGUGACCCUGGUACAUAUAAAAACACAAAUAAGUAGAUACCUAAUCCUCUUAACCCAUGGCCCUUUUUAAGAUAUAAUAAUCGUAAAGCAAAGACAGAAGUUAUCGACACAAAAAAUUGUUCAGGUUAUUUUAUUUAUUUUUUUUAUUUUAAAGAUAGGACAGUGGAUAGAGUUGGAAAUCGGGGAGAGAGAGACAGAGAGAGAGAGAGAGUGGGGAACGACAUGCGGGAAAGGAGUCACAGGCCGGGCCCGACUGCAGGGUCACAGCCUCCACACGUGUGGCACCCGCACUAACCACCAGGCUACCGGUGCCCCUAAUGUUGUCAAAUUUCUGAUCAAUCUGUACUUUUUGAUACCAUGUGUUUUACUGUUAACCUAAUGAUCAGUAGUAUUGAAAGUACAGAAGUAAAACAAGGAACUUCAGAUCUUCAGUCACAUUUUUAACACAAAGUUGCUUGAAGCUAAAGAGAGAAAACAGCAGUUGGUCAAAUUCACAGUUUGGCAAAGACAUUUCUCAAGUCUUUCUGGCAUCUCAUCAGGAUACCAACGUAACGUUUAUGUAUCUUGCAAACAGAUAGGGAGCAGAGGAGGUCACACUGUCUAAAUUUCACGUAUAGAUUGGUAAUGUUUCAGUACCGAUAGACGUUAACGGUAUAGUAUCAAAGUUUAUAAUUCUGUUAUUCUGAAAACCCAAGGACAGACUGAAAAUUCAUCAGAAAGAAAACAGAAAGAUACAAUAGUGUAUGAGGAUAACUCAACAAUAAAAAACAUUUAAAAUAUGAUUGAUUUCUGUUGCUAGUUAUGUCUGCUAACAUUAGCUGUCCACCCAUGGCUGCUAGCUCUGUCGCUAGCAGACACUACUGACUGACCACUGGACUCCAUCAAUGACCAGUUCUGGAGCCAUGGAUUUUAACAGUAUAGUAUCAAAGUUUAAAAUUCUGUUAUUGUGAAAACCCAAGGACAGACUGAGAUUUCAUCAUUCUAAUUGACCUUGUUAAACACCACCCUCCUUGGUUACUGUUACUAGGUUACACAAAAUCUCUAUUCACCAUACUCCCAUUUUAAACGAUUGAAAAUACCUUUAUGUGUAUUUAAUUGAUUUGGUUAUUUUAGGAACUCUGCCUCAGUGAAAGUAUAAGGACAGAGAUACAAAAGGGUGUAUUAGAAUAGCUGAAAUCUCUAAAAUAGUAAUAUAAAAGAUAUUUUAUUUGAUGCUAGUGAUGUCGGCAAAAGUUAGCUGUCCUCCCAUGGCAGCUAGCCCCUCGCUAGCAGACACUACUGACUUAUCCUUGGACUCCAUCAAUGACCAGUUCUGGAGCCAUGGGUCUGAAAUAGUCUAUUUAUGUCGGCAAUGUGGUCUUCAAUACGCAGUUGAACGUUCUUUGCACUAUUUGACAAUCACAGCAACAUCAAAUAGUGCUAAAUGCUACAGAUCCAUGUGAAAAAGACUGAAGCCUCAUUUACUGCCUGUGGAAGUGACUGCCAAUGCAACUGUCACACGGGCAGAACUGCUCAUGUACUGCUGGGUAGGUAAGAUUGUAGCUGGACCUACUAUAUGUUUUAAAUAUUAGUCAUAUAACCAAUGACAUAAACAAUAUCCCUUCAGUUUAGGGAAGGGGAUGAAAAAUACUCCCAGAUAACGAUGUGGAUGUUUUAAGUCACUCUUGCAGACACCACAAGCACCUUUUAACCAUGUUCAGUAACAACAUUGAGGUCAUAAUGUCAUGGUGACACACUGAAAAGAUUUGGCCAAUGUGAAAGUUUGUCUAACCGGAAGUAGCCCAGAAACGGUUGCUAUAAGAGGGAGCUCUCUGAUUAGUCGUCAGCUGACCAAUCAGGGAGCCGACAAAGGGUCAAUUGGUAUUGUACCUUCAGCUGAACUGCUUAUUUACUUACUUUGCUAGAAAAGCUGCUUUCUGACCAUGAAAUGCAGCUCAGAUACCUUUUAUCACUAAAUUAAGCACCAAAAAUUGAGAUUUACACAAAUGUUGUGGAUUAUUGUAUUAAAGUAGAGCUUUAUUAAAAUGGUGAUGUAUGUUGUUGUCUCUGCGUUGAUGUAUGAAAUUUGUUAAUAAAUCAUUCUGACUGUAA
Molecule: messenger RNA, 7397 nt
Organism: Labrus bergylta (ballan wrasse)
Lineage: Eukaryota; Metazoa; Chordata; Actinopteri; Labriformes; Labridae
Gene: tacr3a
Product: tachykinin receptor 3a
Biological process (GO): positive regulation of flagellated sperm motility; G protein-coupled receptor signaling pathway
Cellular component (GO): sperm midpiece; plasma membrane
Molecular function (GO): tachykinin receptor activity
Source: RefSeq, a predicted model, not a curated record